AUGCUGUUUAAAACUUUUCUUAUCCUAUUUGCAACGAUCACAUUAUCCACCUGUCAAUUAGCAGAUGAAGAAGAAUCUUAUUUAUUUGUUACAAAAGACACAUUAAAUCGUUAUGUUGUUCAAAAUAAUGAUUUGACAAUAAAAUACAGUUUAUUCAAUGCAGGACAAUCAACUGUCUUCAGUGUUGAAUUAAAUGAUGUUGAUAGUUUUCCAACAAAUAAAUUUGAUUUACUCUAUGGAACAUUGAAUCCAAAAUGGGAGAGAAUCAAUGCACCAAAACAAAGUGGACCAUGUAAUAUGACUCAUGCAGUUGUCACAUAUAGAAAAAGUGAAAAAACCAAUGAGAUUCAAACAGCGUAUUCGUCGGAAAUUGGUGAAUUAACUGUUGUUUCUAGUCGUGAAUACGAUCGAAGAUUUUCAUCACAUUUUCUUGAUUGGAUAUUAUUUACAAUGAUGGCUAUUCCAUGUAUUGCAUUUCCAUUUGCAUUAUGGUAUAUGAGUAAAACAAAAUGUUUAAUAGCAAUACCUAAACAAGUGAAUACUCUGUUCAAACAUGAUUUAUGUGAUUUUCUUGGCUUUUCAACACCAUAUUGGAUUCAAAUUUGGCCAAGAGUUGGUGAUACAACAUUUCGUAAUCUAGGUUUAUGGCAAGUGUGUAUUGCUGGUUUUCGUAAUCCGAAAAAUUAUUGGGGAAAAGUAUUUUAUGGUUGUUGGUGGCUAUAUGCCAGAGAGUAUUAUCAAUUGAGACGAGAUCAAAUAUUAACACCUCCUUGGUUUACAGCCGUUCAAGUGAUGGCUUGUUUUGGCCUUAUUUUUAACAUGUUAUCGGUCGUUGCAGUAAUUGUUGUAUCAAUCACACGUUAUCGUUUAUCUCGACGUUCUAUGUUUGUAGUCAUAAUAUUAAGUGGUCUAGCUUGUGGGUUCAAUAUGAUUUCCAUUGCUAUCUUUGGCCAAUACUCAGAUGCAAUUGGUGGAAAAUGGAUGCCAAGACCUGAUUAUACAUUUUUAUCUUGGUCUUACAUUUCAAUGUUCGUAUCAACAUUGGCAGCAUUCUUAUGUGCAUUAUUCAUGGGUCUGGAACUUUAUUAUGUAACAGAAGCGAAAAAGUAUAAUAAUGAAAAAACUUUUAUUCGUCAUGUUGGUAACGAUGAUCAAGCAUUUGUUCGUAAAUCGACAAAUGAUGAUCAAGCAUUUGUACGAAAAGCUCCCGAAAAUGAACAACCAUUUGUACGAAAAGCUUCAGAAAAUGAACAAGCAUUUAUACGAAAAGCUCCCGAAAAUGAACAACCAUUUGUACGAAAAGCUUCAGAAAAUGACCAAGCAUUUAUUAGAAAAUCAGAUAUGGAACAAGCGUUUAUUCGAAGAGCAAGUGAUCAAAAUAAUAUUGUUUAA
Didymodactylos carnosus is the source of this 1392-nucleotide messenger RNA. The record is from the annotation of a GenBank genome assembly. NCBI's taxonomy places the organism in Eukaryota, Metazoa, Rotifera, Eurotatoria, Philodinida, Philodinidae.